Messenger RNA from Rotaria sordida, 276 nucleotides. Lineage: Eukaryota; Metazoa; Rotifera; Eurotatoria; Philodinida; Philodinidae. The record is from the annotation of a GenBank genome assembly.
AUGGUGAAUAUUUUUUUUUCGUCACCAUCAAGUCCAUAUCCAUCAAUGGUGUUUACUGAUAAUACAAUCACUGUGUUUACAGAUUUUCUUUCAAUUGUUUCAACAACAUCACCUAAUGAUGGAUUAGCACUUGUACUAGCAAUUCACUCAGCUGUUACUAAUGAUACUCAAUCUUCAUCACAAGCUAGUUCUAAUUUAUUAUCUGCUCCACUUGAAGAUGUUUAUCCAUUACAUAAUAAUUUAAAAAUCAAUACAACUAUUACAUCUACAGAGUAA